Molecule: messenger RNA, 687 nt
Organism: Talaromyces amestolkiae
Lineage: Eukaryota; Fungi; Ascomycota; Eurotiomycetes; Eurotiales; Trichocomaceae
Exons: 2
Coding region: 1-687 (228 amino acids)
Biological process (GO): endosome transport via multivesicular body sorting pathway; late endosome to vacuole transport; protein transport
Cellular component (GO): multivesicular body; ESCRT III complex
Source: RefSeq, a predicted model, not a curated record
AUGGAGACGCUCAAGGCAGUCUUCUUCGGACCAGAUCCGCAAGUGCAGAUGCGAAAGUGCAAUCAACUUAUUAGAUCAAACACUCGACAGCUCGAUCGUGACAUUGCAAAUCUCAAGACUCUCGAAAACAAAACACGGCAGUUGAUUGUCAAUGCCUCUCGUCGAGCUCAGCGAAAUCCCUCGCAGGCCAAACAGGCCACUGCAGAAACCAAGACAUACGCCCGAGAAUUAAUACGCAUUCGAAGACAAAACACACGCCUCAAUACGAGUCGAGCUCAAUUACAAAGCGUACAAAUGCAGGUGAAUGAGGCGUUCUCAGUACGGAAGAUACAGGGAAGCCUUCAAAAAUCGGCCGGUAUUAUGAAGGACGUAAACACCCUUGUGCGAAUGCCAGAGCUGAAUGCUACAAUGCGACAACUCUCGACGGAGCUCGUGCGUGCAGGGAUCAUAGAGGAAGUGGUAGACGAUGCACUACCCAACGAUGAGCUAUUGGAAGACGAAUUGGAUGAAGCAGAAUCGGAAGUUGAUAAGAUCCUACAGGAGGUCUUACAGGGCAAACUGUCGAAAGUCGAGCCUAUACGUCCCGAAAUACCCGUGGAGGAGACACCAACUGCCGAGGAAGAAUUCGACGACCAGGAAGCUACUCUUGAACAAAUGCGAGGCCGUCUGGAAGCGCUUAAGAGUUGA